CCCAAAGUACCUGUGUCUGUGUUGUAAUUUUCUAUGACUGUGACAAGAACCUGAAAUAAUACAAAAAUUCACUCCAAAUCCUUUUUAACAGACUUAAGUUGAACCUCAUUGUAACAGUGUGAUACCAGAUCAAACCUUGGCAACUCAAGUAAUUUCAACGGAAGUAUUGUCCUAAACGCAUUGAUGGAUUUUGCAAAUCUUUUUACAGGUUAAAAACGAGAAGGAGUUUGUCUCCAGGAAGCUCAAACAUGACACGCCAGUUUUGUUGUCUCUGUCUAUAUAUUUCAGAAGUGGAGCAAGGGAUUCAACCAACCAUCCUUCCUGUUCAGACUGUGAGGAGGGAUUCACUCGGUUAACUGACCAACUGGCACACCCGUCAUUUUACACAGGAGAAAGGCCGUUCACCUUCUCAGACAGUGGGAAUGGAUUCACUCGGUCAUCUCAACUGAAGGUACAUUAACAAGUUCACACUGGGCAAGGCCAUUCACCUGUUCUGUGGGUGACAAAGGAUUCACUCAGUAUUCCCACCUGUGGACACACCAGUCAGUUCACACCAGGCAGAGGCUGGUCAUCUGCUGAAUUUCUGGGAAAAGAUUCACUCAGUCAUCUGACUUAAUGGCUCACCAGCGAGUUCACACCAGGGAGCGGCCAUUCACCUGCUCAUUCUGUGGGAAGAGAUUCAUUAAAUCAUCCCACCUGCUGAGUCAUCAGCGAGUUCACACUGGGGAGAAGCCGUUCGCCUGCUCAGAAUGUGGGAAGGGAUUCACUGAGUUAUCCAACCUACAGAAUCAUCAGCGAGUCCACACUGGGGAGAUGCCAUUCACCUGCUCAGAAUGUGGGAAGGGAUUCAGUCAGUCAUCCCACCUGCAGAGACACCAGCGAGUUCACACUAGGGAGAAGCCGUUCACCUGCUCAGAAUGUGGGAAGAGCUUCACUCACUUAUGCAACCUACAGAAUCAUCGGCCAGUUCACACUGGGGAGAGGCCAUUCCCCUGCUCAGAAUGUGGGAAGGGAUUUACUCAGUCAUCCAGCCUACUGAGUCAUCAGCGAGUUCACACAGGGGAGAGGCCCUUCACCUGCUCAGAAUGUGGGAAGGGAUUCACUCAGUCAUCCCAUCUGAAGGUUCAUCAGCGAGUUCACACUGGGGAGAAGCCGUUCACCUGCUCAGUCUGUGGAAAGGGAUUCACUGAUUCAUCCACCCGGCAGAAACAUCAGCGAGUUCACACUGGGGAGAAGUCGUUCACCUGCUCAGAAUGUGGGAAGGGAUUCACGGAUUCAUCCUGCCUACUGGUACAUCAUCGAGUUCACACUGGGGAGAAGCCGUUCACCUGCUCAGAAUGCGGGAAGGGAUUCACUCAGUCAUCCCACCUGCAGAGACAUCAGCGAGUUCACACUGGGGAGAAGCCCUUCACCUGCUCAGAAUGUGGGAAGAGAUUCACUCAAUCUUCCACCCUACAAGCACACCAGCGAAUUCACACUGGGGAGAAGCCGUUCACUUGCUCAGUCUGUGGGAAACGAUUCACUCUGUCAUUCCAACUACUGAAACACCAGCGAGUUCACACAGGGGAAAGGCCAUUCGCCUGCUCAGAAUGCGCCAAACGAUUCAUUCGGUCAUCCGACCUACAAAGACACCAUCGAGUUCACACUGGGGAGAAGCCCUUCCUUUGUUCAGAAUGUGGGAAGCGAUUCACUCAAUCUUCCACACUACAGAGACAUCAGCGAGUUCACACCGGGGAGAAGCCAUUCACCUGCUCAGUCUGUGAGAAGAGAUUCGCUCACUCAUCCACCCUAAAGAGACAUCAGCGAGUUCACACUGGGGAGAAGCCCUUCCUUUGUUCAGAAUGUGGGAAGCGAUUCACUCGAUCUUCCACCCUACAGAUACAUCAGCGUGUUCACACCGGGGAGAAGCCAUUCACUUGCUCAGUCUGUGGGGAGAGAUUUAUUCGUUCAUACACCCUACAGAGACAUCGGCGAGUUCACACCGGGGAGAAGCCAUUCACCUGCUCAGUCUGUGGGAAGGGAUUCACUCAGUCAUCCCACCUAGAGAGUCACCAGCGAGUUCACACCGGAGAGAAACCAUUCACCUGCUCAGUCUGUGGGAAGGGAUUCAGUCAGUCAUCCAAUCUACAGAGUCAUCAGCGUGUUCACACUGGGGAGAAGCCAUUCACCUGCUCAGUCUGUGGGAAGGAAUUCACUCAGUCAUCCCAUCUACAGAGUCAUCAGCGUGUUCACACUGGGGAGAAGCCUUUCACC
Molecule: messenger RNA, 2253 nt
Organism: Hypanus sabinus (Atlantic stingray)
Lineage: Eukaryota; Metazoa; Chordata; Chondrichthyes; Myliobatiformes; Dasyatidae
Product: zinc finger protein 420-like
Exons: 2
Biological process (GO): regulation of transcription by RNA polymerase II
Cellular component (GO): nucleus
Molecular function (GO): DNA-binding transcription activator activity, RNA polymerase II-specific; RNA polymerase II cis-regulatory region sequence-specific DNA binding
Source: RefSeq, a predicted model, not a curated record